Messenger RNA from Sphaeramia orbicularis (orbiculate cardinalfish), 2652 nucleotides. RefSeq names its product transmembrane protein 164 (gene tmem164). NCBI's taxonomy places the organism in Eukaryota, Metazoa, Chordata, Actinopteri, Kurtiformes, Apogonidae. The coding region runs from base 410 to 1351 and encodes 313 amino acids. The record is from RefSeq and is a predicted model, not a curated record. The transcript is spliced from 6 exons.
ACCCAAUGUGCUUCAGCUAGGUGGGCUGGGUUACACAGCUAGCUACCUAUCCGGUGUCUUCGCUGUGCUAACACACGCUAACCCCACGCAAACUGUUGUGCUUUCUGGUGUGACCAAGUGCGCAGAAUCCUGAUGCUGAGCCGACUGUACACGUUAGCCCUCUUUAUGCAUGUGUAAACGUUUAAAAGAAGGGAGGCUUGGCAUUCUAAUCCUCCAUCAGCAGCAGCAGCCACGGGUCGUCCCGACUAUAGCCGCCUCCCGCUGCUAGCUGAAGUUCCUCAUCCGCCUGUGGAGGAGCUCUCUUAGUUGUAGCUUAGUUUUAGCUAGCUGAACACACCAAGGCGGUGGAUAGCCUUCAUGUCUACCUCUCUGCCACAGGACGAGUUACGAAAGGGAAAUCUUGCAGUUCAUGUUUCGCCAAGAAGUCAGUGUGACGUCUUUUAUUCCAUCUUGUUCGUAUCUUUUCCAACACGAGAAGAGGAAUAUGUCCAGAUAUAAUAUAUACAGCCUGUUGGACUGGGUCUAUGGCGGGGUGGACCCGAAGUUUGAGGGCAACGGGGGCCCCGAGUGUGCCGCUUUCAUCGCGCCCCAGCAGCGCAUCAGUGAGAGUCUGAUCAUAGUCCUCAUCUCCCUCCUGGAGAUUGGUGUGGCAUUGAAGAAAAUAAACAUCUCCAAAGAUCUGAAAGUGGUCGGAAAAGACUGCAUCAGAGCAAAGGAGGACAGUCUGGGCAAGAACCUGUUGCUUGUCGCCCUUUGCAUGACUUUUGGGGUGGAAGUUGGGUUCAAAUUUGCGACUAAGACUGUGAUAUAUCUGUUGAAUCCGUGCCAUGUCGUGACCAUGGUUCAGAUCUUCCUGCUGGCAUGCCCGCCGUGUAAAACAGCAAUGGUUGUAUUCAGGCUGCAGGUCCACAUGCUGAAUGGCGCGUUGCUGGCUUUAAUGUUUCCUGUAGUCAACACCAGAUUGCUGCCAUUUGAGAAAGAGAUUUACUACAUCCAACACUCCAUGUUGUACCUGGUGCCCCUCUACCUGUUCAGGAAAGGAGGUGUGUACAAGCCCGAGCCCCUGGGGGACAUGUGGUGGGCGCUGCUCUCCACUGGCAUCCUCUUCCUCUAUCAUUUCCUCUUCUUGCAGGUUCUGGGCCUGGUGACCGAGGUCAACCUGAACAACAUGCUCUGCCCGGCCGUGUCCGAUCCUUUUUACGGGCCCUGGUACCGGGUCUGGGCGACGGGACACCAGACCCUGCUGACCCUCAUCCACGGGAAGGUGCUUACGUUUCUGUCACAGCACACCGGCUCCGUGUGCAGAUCCAUGCUGGAUGCCAUGCGACUGCGCGGCAAGAAAGUUGACUAAGAACCCACAAACACAGCCUUUCACUCAAAAUGCCUGCUUGUACUGUGGGGAUUUUUUUUUUCUAUAUCAUCAUUUUAAUGCGUCUUUUAAAACUUCCAUCUGUUUCACUGAAACAAGUGAGCAUUUCAGGGUCAGUAUGUGUCUUUUUUUUUUUUCGUUUAGUGUUGUAGUUGGCUUGCAUACAUGCUUGCAUGCACAAAUGUAGUUGGAAUUUUAAGGCUAAUAGUUUUGUAAUGUGAAGUCGGUGAGGCUUUUUUGGGAUUCCAGGAAGCAGUUACUGAGUUUAUGAGGGAUUAUGUUUUCUUCUCAAGCUGCCUUUUUGUAACUGCAGUGUUUAAGGACUGAAAUGGGAGUCGGCAAACGUCACUACUGAUCCACGUUUGUUACACUUUCAAUUCUUUAUGUGGUAGUUUUGCUAGAUUAUAUGUUAGUGGGUGAAGCUGCCAUUUUAUUUUUCUCAAAAGCAUUUUGAACCAGAUCGUGGACGUGAGCUGUCGUAGAAGUUCUUGCUUGCUUAUUGCUGGAGGAGUUGCGAUCUGCAGGUGAAGUAGCGUUUUUGUUAAACAUGUAUGAUCACCUCUCAGUGUUGUCAUGAGUGAAAACGUAUGUAUCCCACUUUACCACAAACACAUGCAGGUUUUGGAGGCGUCAUUGAAAAGCCUCCCUCUCCAACCCAUUCAGAUCAUUCCAGUUACGAUAAUCAGGGGACGUGAGGGUUUUGGUUUGUGAAGAUGUAUGAAUUUACACUGGGAUGUUAUUAUUACCUCCGCUGAGGAGGAUGCGUGUUCGUCUUUGCGCUGUGUUUUUUAAGACCUGUUGUGAUCUUGGACCAUGUUCAGUGAGUUGUAAGCGUCAUAAAUGUGCUUUUGGGAUGAAUGCGAUGUUUGUCAAGAUCAGCAAGAUCUUGGAAAAAUGUGUAUUUAGGUUUGGAAGUCAUCCAUUGUAACACUUGAAAAGAAUAAUCUUAACAGGGUAUGCUGAAUUCACUCCCCUUCAACAACUGUAACGAGUUUAAGUUUUGUAAAAAUAAAUAAAUACAUAAAAAAUAAGUCAAGUAAAAAAGAGGAUUUGCAUGAAGUCACUUUGGGUCAUUUAUUAAGUACCCAAAAGAAAGUAUUAUAACUCUAUAAUUGGUCAUAUUUCAUUUCAAGUAUGGGAGGUGUGUAUUACUGUAGCAUUUACUGUACUGCACUGUAAAGAAGGGACAAACUUUUGUAUUCCAGUUUGUGUGUAUGUACUGUUGACAAUAAAAGUGAUUCCAGUUGGUCAUUCAAAUAAAGUCUCUGUCAUUUACACAUUCA